Molecule: messenger RNA, 1461 nt
Organism: Aspergillus wentii DTO 134E9
Lineage: Eukaryota; Fungi; Ascomycota; Eurotiomycetes; Eurotiales; Aspergillaceae
Exons: 3
Coding region: 96-1079 (327 amino acids)
Source: RefSeq, a predicted model, not a curated record
GCUGAUCAAAAAGUUCUCACUUCCUGAUUUUUUCUUCGAACGAGUUGGCUGGAACGCGAACGGUUUCUUUGGGAGUGUCAAUAAUCCACUGAAGAAUGCCAAUUAUAGCAGCUACAACGGUAUGGGAGGACAAAAACGCAAGUGAGGAAGAAGCAGCCGAAUACGGCUACGACUGGCACUUUAUGGCGUUUUGCAGUCUGUGGCGUUCAAGAACUCUGGAAUAUAGCAAGGCUCCCGUCAUACCAGCAACCAACAUCCUCAUCUGCUUUGACCUUCAAGACCAUCAGCAGGAUGAUAUGAUUAAGAUUGUUCGAGAGAGACAUUCGACCCAAUCGAAAAACGACCCAUUCCAUCUGCUACAGUUGGCCAGCAGCUUCGUGAUGAAGCAAUUCGAACUGGACCUGUGGACAUUCCAAAAGCCAAUCCGAAAUAUUGAAAAGGCGCGAGACAAUGCGCUGCAACGAUCAGCCAAGGACGAACUGCUAUUUAAGAGACGGUUUAAAGGAUACACCAGCAUGCAUGAGCUAUCACGACACGUUAUCCAUAUAUCAGAAUCGCUUAAUGUGGCUUCGAACAAUCUACUCGCCAUCGCCCGCGAUCAUCAGGACUUGACUCCGUCCAUCAGAUCGACAAACACAACAAAGGCACUACAACUCCAUGCCAACAUGCUAUCCAAUCUCAGACUCCGAGCCGAUGCAUUCGUCGAGCGAAUGAAUAAUGAAAUCGGCUGCGCGUCCAAUCUAGUCUCGGUCGAAAUUCUCGAUCAAACACGCGAUGAUGGAAAAUCUCUGGCAUCAACUGUCUCAGUCCUAACACUUCUCUUCCUGCCUGGGACGUUCAUGUCGGGCUUCUUCGGAAUGAACUUCUUCGACAUUUCCUCCGAUGGAUCAUCAUGGGUCGUCUCCCCCCAGAUAUACGUCUUCUUCAUCUGCACCAUCCCCAUCACGUUACUUGGGUUUCUGAUUUUCAUUCUCGAGUUGAAUAUGCUUCGCUGGACGAAAAAUGCGUCCAAGCCAAUGAGGGAUUAUGUGCAUCGGCGGUUUUUCAAUGCGCCUGUUAAGCCGGCGAGUCAGGCUUGAUUUGUAAGUAUAUCUACGGUAUAUAGUAUUCAAUUAUCCAAUGUGCAUAUAUAUACUCAGUCAGAGCUAUGCAGUGUCCGGUAUUUCGGAGUUAGGUGGAUGGAUUCAGAUCCUGAUGUCUGUUCACAUUAAGGUCGCAAAAGGUAUGAUGUCCGCCCGCUUAUAAAUAGUUCUUUUAACAACCCAGUCUGUCCCAACCCCAGCGACAUAAUACACACUUCGGCCAAGGCCUUGCGGUAUGCAGCUUUGGAGCGCUAGUAGGGACACCCAUCACAGCGUUUUGAUAAGCCAUAUUCUGCGGAGUAGCGCUUCUGGUUGGCGCUGUUGCCAGUUAUCAGCAAGGCUAUUGCUUAACUCGACAGUUGGCAAUUUAUUUAGCGCU